AUGCCAAAAAAUGAACCGCCCAAAAGUUUGACCACAUCCUCAAGUGGAGUAAAGUCAGUUCCACAGGCAACAAACCGUUCGCUCGACGUCCAGCAAGAUGAGCGUGAAUCGUAUGCGACGGCCAUCGAUCCAGGGUCACCUACAGACGUUGACACUGAUAAUGAGACGGACCAAGAAUUUGAGACACCACAAUCGCCAUCCCCAUCCCCAUCGCCCUCACCAUCACCGUCUACUAGGCCAGCACAGACGCUUUAUCAGGCAAGUAAUCAUGUCUCUUUACAUAUCACCAAGAAAAGGCCUUACGAAAGCUCCGGUCGUUCUGAGAACUCGGCAAAGUUGACCAAAACCUCCAAAGGGAAGCAGACUGUCAAGUCUAUCAAAUCUUCGCCCAUCGCACCGCCACAGUUCGUGAAGCCGACUCUCAACAUGGCUCGAUCUUUCCAGGCUGCACCUUCAGGCUUAUCCUCGGCCAACACAUCCUUCAACAACACAUCUUUUUCUUCCCAGGAGACAGCAGCUACUACAAACACUUCGUUUACGUCAAUCGAUGCUGUCAGAGAUCUCCAGGAGACGAGCCUGCUCGAGCCUAGAUUGACAAAGAUAAGUUCGAAUACAGUGGAUUCCCUAGAUGAUCGCGAUCUCUACCAAGCUAUUUGGCGUUCAGGAAAUGGAGUAUUCGAACAAGACAUUCAGCGAGAUCUCAAUGAAGUCUUUUCCCAAGGAAGCAGCGGUCAAAGCCGGUCGACUUUUGGUUCUAUCGAUGAAGACAGUCUCCUUCAGGCCUCUGUCGAGGUUGAAGACAAGCGGAAUAGAUCGGAAUUGAUUCCAAAUGAGAGGCAAGGAAAUCUUCAAGCGCCUCUCAUUACCAACCAGAGCGAUCAGCAAGCCUACACAUCGGAUUCGACACUAUUCCCAUCCAAUGGGGUACCAAACUAUCAAGGGCAGACAUCUCUUGACACACAGUCUCCCUUAAAGAUGUCAUACGAAGUACGCGAUCUCCCCAACCAGAAUCUCUUCGUGGGUGAGCUCCCUAAAGCACUAGAGCACGUUCCUUACCAUAUCCUCUUUAUCUGUCAACGUCUAGCGAUAGAGCACUCCGUCGAAGUACAGCACUUGGUCCGUGGCAUGGACGUAUCUACCGUGUCUUCUGAUCCUGAAGCCUUUUGGCGUUUCAUUGAGAAAAAUAACAGCAUUACACCUGUGAAGCUGCGUGAGUCAAGUCGCCUCUGGCCAUCGGCGAAACGCAAAUUUGAUGGUUACGUAUUUAAGGGGCACAUCACUUUCAGUCUAAAAGACACUGGUCCCGUUGUCUAUCCGACGCUGUUACCGGUACAGGCAGACAAAUCGUGUCGAUUUGAGCGAAUCUUUGGUUCAGACCGCUUCCUCUACCUGCACACACCCAAAUUUGAUUCUUCCAAGACGCCCCGCUACAACGCUGAUCAGGUGCAACAAAUUCGCAGUCAAUGGCAAGCAUGGCUCCUUACCGAACAUUCCUUCUUGGGUCGUAAAUGGAGAGCCUUCCACAUUGAAGAUUUGAAAAGGAGUAAGAACGCCCGCCGGAAGGAUACGGUCCACGAAAAAAGAAUUGUACUCUUCGCGACAGAAGGAUGGGGCAUUAAGCAACCGUGUUCAGUGGGUCGGAUGAUUCAUCAGUUCCUACCGUUUGAUACCAACGAGAACCAGGGUUUUUGCAAAGCCUUUGCUCGCAUUGAACUCGGGCUUUCUCGAACCAUUCCAACAUUAUGCUUUGAUACAUCGCAAAUCAUCCACGUGGAUGAUGAUUUGGCUUCAAGUGACCCGGAAGACACACGGUUUGACGAUCCAAGACUACAUUGGCAGCCAUUUCCUAACAAUACGGUCAUGAAUGACGGAUGCUCAAUCAUCUCUGUGGGUGCCGCAUUAGACAUAUGGCAGCGAUACAAGAAAGCUACUGGAGUUUCUGGUCCUUUACCGAGUGCGUUUCAGGGACGUAUUGGUGGAGCUAAGGGACUCUGGAUGAUCAGUGCAGAGUCAUUCACCAAGGAUCCUCAGCAUCUCGAAUAUUGGAUCAAAAUCAACAAGAGUCAACAGAAAUUUCACCCACCUGCCGACCAGCCACAUCAUCACCGAACUUUUGAGGUGUCCAACUACAGUUCCGCGCCGUCACCAUCGGAACUCCAUAUAUCGUUCAUUCCUAUCUUGAUUGAUCGAGGCAUAAAGAAAGAAGCUGUUUCUGGUCUCAUGAGGGAGUGCCUCGAUACGCAACGCAAGAAGCUGCUAGAAUUGCUUCCAGAUCCUGUCAAGACGUACGAUUGGGUUCACCAGAACGGCGCAAAGACCCGGACUGAACCUUCCUGGCAGGGUGCACUGCCAUUAUCUCUAGAGGAAAAGCUAAAGUUUCUACUAGAAUCGGGCUUUUUACCCACCAGGUUUCCGUAUCUUGCCAGAAGCCUCGAACGCUUUAUUCAGACCAAGCAAAUAUUCCAGGAAUCCAAGCUGCGGGUACCGCUUGCAAAAUCGGCCUUUUUGUAUGGUGUAGCGGAUCCUCUCGGGGUUUUGGAGCCAGGAGAAAUCCAGGUGCAAUUCUCAUCCUCAUUCGUCGACGAGAAGACAGACGAGAAGUACCUCUGUCUUAGGGAUAUGGAAGCUUUAGUCGCCCGUCAGCCUGCUUGUCGCCGCUCAGACAUCCAGAAAGUGCGCACAACCAUACGCCCUGAACUAUCGCAUUUAGUAGAUGUAGUGGUCUUUCCGUGUAAAGGCCGUUACCCACUAGCCGGAAAACUUCAAGGUGGUGAUUACGAUGGUGAUAUGUUCUGGAUAUGCUGGGAAACCACACUUGUGCAGCCAUUUCUGAAUGCGCCAGCGCCAGUACAGCCCCCUGAUCCUGCAAAGUAUGGCAUAAAAACACGAAGUGAAAGGCUCAAGGAUAUCAUGGAUACCGGCAACCCGGAAACAGUGGAUAAAUUCCUCUGUAAAGCAUUCGAAUUCCGCAAUAAUCCUUCUCUACUUGGUUUCGUCACCACCAUUGCAGAGAAGCAAGCCUACAGCGAAAAUCGCAUAUAUUCACCAAAGCUUGAGCAGCUGUAUGAUAUGCACGACUUGCUAGUCGAUGCUUCCAAACAAGGCUAUGUUUUUACACAGGCGGACUUCGAUCGGUGGGUACGCCGACUACCAAAACAACCAAAGCAGCCCGUUUACAAGGCCGCGAUGGAGGAUUGCUUCAACACCAAGGACUCCACAGAAGUCGAGAAAUCCCGGAAGAAGCCAUACCGAUACGACUCCAAGCAUGCAAUUGACUACAUCUACUUCGAUGUUGUAAGAGCGCACAAUAUUGAGACAAUGGUGCAGCUCAAAUCCGUCUUCUUGAAAGCUUCCCAACUGGAUGAGGCAUUGCUUUAUCCGAGUAAGCACCUUAGUGAGAACAGAUCGAAGACGAUCGAGAAGGAACUUUUGUCUCUGACUGGCAAACUGAGAGAAGUGAAAAAUACUUGGAACGCUGGGGUCCACAGUAAUAUGAGCACAAACGACCACUUCAACACUCUCGUGAACACCUGUUACGAACGGUACCAGGCUAUACGGCCUGACGAUCCUGGCCAUCCCGAUAUUCGACCUCUUAUGGAUGAGUAUCUUACGCCUGGAGCAUGUCUGUGGGAUACCAUCAAAGCAUCGGUACUGUACAACACGUUUCAACGGCCCGAACAAUCCACGUUCGUUUUCACUGUGGCAGGACGCGAGCUUGGGAGACUAAAGGCAAAUAGCUCUGAGUACUCCAGGGCUAUAGUAUCAUCCAUCCGUGCUAAUAUGAAGCCGAAACCUAUCAAGGCGCCAGUUGAGCACGACGAGGAAGAUGAGGAAGACGACUUUGAGGCCGCGCUCGAGGAGCCUAUCCGGUAG
Messenger RNA from Alternaria postmessia, 3873 nucleotides. RefSeq lists its product as uncharacterized. Lineage: Eukaryota; Fungi; Ascomycota; Dothideomycetes; Pleosporales; Pleosporaceae. The transcript has 3 exons. Gene Ontology annotation, cellular component: nuclear RNA-directed RNA polymerase complex. The record is from RefSeq and is a predicted model, not a curated record. Gene Ontology annotation, biological process: siRNA processing. Gene Ontology annotation, molecular function: RNA-directed RNA polymerase activity. The coding region runs from base 1 to 3873 and encodes 1290 amino acids.